Malus domestica (apple) is the source of this 1287-nucleotide messenger RNA. RefSeq lists its product as uncharacterized. NCBI's taxonomy places the organism in Eukaryota, Viridiplantae, Streptophyta, Magnoliopsida, Rosales, Rosaceae. The record is from RefSeq and is a predicted model, not a curated record.
CAUUACCAAACCAGCCCUCGCUCUCUCACCCACAAAAGUCACAGACUUCAACUGAAACUCGAUGGCGCUCUCUCUCUCCUCCUCUCGGUCGUCCCAGUGGCGGUUGAUCUUCGUAAUCUCCGCCGUGCUGUCUACUACAGUAGCAGCAGCUUUCCAAUCCGAUGAGCUCUUGAUGGACGACGAGGAGUUCGGUCUAGAAGGAGGGCUGCACACUAAGUCUCCUGAUCUCACAUACACCAAAUCCACGCCUACGCCAGCAUCACCAACUACGUCGCCGACCCGGAAGAGGUUUUCGGAUCCGGAUUCGGACUCAAAGAUCCAGUUUCAGCUUCAUCACGCCUUUGGAGACUCUGAUUUCUCGCCGGCUGGUACCUUCAGUGCUCGCUUAAAGACGUGGAAUCACGGUGGUCAGACUCUCACAAAGCUACGAUUUUCGAGGAAUGCCUUUACCGAAGAGGAGAAGGAGAAAUUUGCACUGCUACUGAAGGGAGAUGACUUCUAUAGGAUAAGAUUGCCAUCCAGCGUCUUGAAUCCUCCUGGGAGGGAUUAUGUCAUUUCGUCAGUAAAAGCGAGAUGUCUUCCACGAGAGGGUUUGGAUGAGCAUUUUGUUAUACACACGGAUGAAAUUAACAUCUUGGCAGUUAAUUAUGGUUCUCCUGGGGCAUGUCCAUAUCCUCGGCAAAUGAAACUUCCUGGAAAAUGGUCCUUUAACUCUCACACGGUUUUGAAGAAUAGUGAGCAGGCACCAAGAGCUCCAGUGUUCGCUGAGGAGAUUCUGCGGGUUGGGGGUGAGGUAGGAGAAGGUGAAAUUGUACCACCACCAGAAAGGUCGUUUUGGGCUAAAUAUUGGAUGUACCUGAUCCCUCUUGGGCUCAUUGUCAUGAAUGCGAUUACUCAAGCAAUGAACAUGGCGGAGGAGGGUGCUGGUCAUCCAGCAGGCCAAGCUCAGCAGCCGGCUGCAGUGCAGCGUGGGUCAAGUUCCGCUGUGCGGAGAAGAUAGUCAGUUUGCUCAUUUCUGUUUAACAAUGUGGGGGCACCUUAAGUGAAUGACAUUUUAGGUUCGACCUUUUGAUUGUAUUAAUCCCAUGGGGACCAACACGAGGUCGUAAAUUUUUAGUAGGUUUGUUAUAAUUUGCAAUAGAUAUUGGAAGGUUGAAUUGGUGGAGAUUUCGGGAUUAGAAUAGUAGAGAAUUGUGCAGGUAUUUUCAUAACUUAUUGUGUUUAUUGACACUUGAUAGAAAGUAAAGAAAUAACUGUCACAAUGAUACUGCAAGCUAUUAACUGUAA